Messenger RNA from Mesocestoides corti, 327 nucleotides. The record is from the annotation of a GenBank genome assembly. NCBI's taxonomy places the organism in Eukaryota, Metazoa, Platyhelminthes, Cestoda, Cyclophyllidea, Mesocestoididae.
AUGCUUUCGGUUUUCUGUGCGGAAGUGGAGGUCAAGCCUUAUGUGCUGGAUAACCAAAUGUGUGAUGAGUGUCAAGGCGCACGUUGUGGCGGCAAAUUCGCACCACUUUUCUGCGCUAAUGUCACCUGCCUACAGUACUAUUGUGAGCAAUGUUGGAUUCAAAUACACAGCCGACAAGGUCGCGAGUAUCACAAGCCCUUGGUGAAAGAGGGUGCCGAACGGCCUCGCCCUGCCCUCUAUCUUCUGCUCGUGUAUGUGCGCGACACCAUCCACUCCCUGUGGUCGGCCCUCCUCUACGCCUGCACACCACCUUGCAAACGUGGAUGA